AUGUAUCUAGAUGCAGAAGCCUUGGCAGAGGCUCCCUACCGUAAGCAAGAGAACUCUUCUGAAAACACUAAUUCACAACAGCAACCUGCCUCCUCUUCCGCCUCUCACCAACCCGGUGCUGGUUCGGCUUCUUCCAUCCCCAGCCCUCCUAGGUAUGGGUCUAAUGGAGUACCGUCUAGUUCCGUUUCCACCUCUCAUAAAACCUAUAAAGAUCAUGGCAAUGAUGGUCGAUUGACCCCUCCUCCUGCUUCUAUGGGGUAUCGCUACAGUGAAAGCAGGUCUCGCCCCACUCGCUUAUCUGAUGAACGCGAGCGACCCCGCCGUUCUUCUCACAAUUCUUUAAGCCCAAUUUCUAGGAGAACUCGCUCUCCCUCGCGGUCUCCUUCCCCUGGUGCUUCCCGUCGCUACCGCUCUCCUAGAAGCUUACGUGACAACAGUCCUCGAUCACGUAGACGGUACUCUCGCAGUGACCGUUCCUAUCGUCGUCACGAGGAAAGUCCUCAAAGCCCUCCUCGCUAUUCUAGCAGACGUAGUCGCUAUCGAGAUGAUCAUCGUUCUCGCCGACGAGGUGUUGAGGAUGAUUUUGAGCGCCGAAGCCGACGUCGCGAUCACAGUAGAGGCAGGUCUCGCGGCCGUGAUCCCUCUCCUAUCAACGAAGACGAUCUUGACAGACGUACCGUGUUUGUUUCUCAGCUAGCAAAUAGAUUAACAACUAGAGAAUUAUCUGACUUUUUUGAACAGGCUGGUCCUGUUCGUGAUGCUCAAAUUGUUCGAGACAAGGUUAGCGGUCGCUCCAAAGGUGUUGCGUACGUGGAAUUUCGAGAUGAAGAUUCUGUUCAACAUGCACUUUCUCUUUCUGGAAAACGUCUUUUAGGUAUUCCCGUCAUUGUUCAGCUCACAGAAGCGGAGAAAAACCGUAAAGCUCGUGAAGCAGCAGAUGAUGAGGACGUUAAAGCCAUUUUUGAUCCGUUUGGUGAAAUUGAACUUGUUCGUUUGCAGCGAGAUGAACAAAAUAGAAGCAAAGGGUUUGGCUAUAUUCAAUAUCGAGAUCCGAUGUGUGCUCGAAAUGCGCUUGAAAAAAUGAACGGAUUUGAUUUAGCUGGAAGAAGCAUGCGGGUUUGUUUAGGAAAUGAUAAAUUUACUACGGAGACAACUAGUUCCAUGCUAAAGCGAUUUGAUGACAUGCUGAAUCGAACUGAACGUUCUCAUUAUCGACAAGGGCGGACACGUCAAACCUCCGUUUCUGCAUCUAGGGAUUUGUCUCCAGAAGCAGAACCUUUAUCUCCAAGUGAGCAAGAAGGCCGUCCUAUUUCACGUGAUGAGCUUAUGAAAAAACUUGCUCGAAUUGACGAUGCUAGUCCUGUUCCAACUAUGGACGUGCACCCUGAUCCAACUCGAUAUCGGUCUGUUAUUUUGAAAAAUAUGUUUGAUCCUAAAGAGGAAACGUCUGCUACUUGGGUCGAAGAAUUGGAACAAGACGUUCGUGAAGAAUGUGAAAAUAAAUAUGGAAGAGUAAUGCAUAUUACGGUAGUGCCAAGUGAAGCUGGUGAAAUUUUUGUCAAGUUUAAGACGUUUGAAGAAUGCGAAAAAGCUGUUCUUGGACUUCAUCAGCGAUGGUUUGGUGGCCGAAAAAUUAUAGCUUCUAAAAUUUCUGAAGCUGAUUAUAAUAUCAGAUUUCCUGAUGCUAAGCAUGUUUAG
This is a messenger RNA of Schizosaccharomyces cryophilus OY26, 1698 nucleotides long. Its product is annotated as RNA-binding protein Rsd1. The transcript is spliced from 7 exons. Bases 1 to 1698 code for a protein of 565 amino acids. The record is from RefSeq and is a predicted model, not a curated record. Gene Ontology annotation, biological process: mRNA processing. NCBI's taxonomy places the organism in Eukaryota, Fungi, Ascomycota, Schizosaccharomycetes, Schizosaccharomycetales, Schizosaccharomycetaceae. Gene Ontology annotation, molecular function: RNA binding. Gene Ontology annotation, cellular component: nucleus.